This is a messenger RNA of Cygnus atratus (black swan), 2001 nucleotides long. Its product is annotated as ETS translocation variant 3-like. The record is from RefSeq and is a predicted model, not a curated record. Gene Ontology annotation, biological process: cell differentiation; regulation of transcription by RNA polymerase II. Lineage: Eukaryota; Metazoa; Chordata; Aves; Anseriformes; Anatidae. Bases 156 to 986 code for a protein of 276 amino acids. Gene Ontology annotation, cellular component: nucleus. The transcript is spliced from 6 exons. Gene Ontology annotation, molecular function: sequence-specific DNA binding; DNA-binding transcription factor activity, RNA polymerase II-specific.
UUCCGGUUCCGGCGGCCGUGCGGGGGAGGCAGCGGCGGCGGCGGCGGCGGCGGCGGCAGCAGGAGCGAGGCGCGCACCACAUCGGCACCGCGGCCCGGCCGCGCUCCGCCGCCCUCCGCCCCCGCUCCGCCCCCGCAGCCAGCAGGAGGGAGAAAAUGAAAGCGGGCUGCAGCAUCGUGGAUAAGGCAGAAGGAGGAGGAGGUUAUCACUUCCCCGAGUGGGCGUACAAGACCGAGUCCAGCCCUGGCUCGCGGCAGAUCCAGCUCUGGCACUUCAUCCUGGAGCUGCUGCAGAAGGAGGAGUUCCGCCAUGUCAUCGCCUGGCAGCAGGGCGAGUACGGGGAGUUCGUCAUCAAGGACCCCGACGAGGUGGCGCGGCUGUGGGGCCGGCGGAAAUGCAAGCCCCAGAUGAACUACGACAAGCUGAGCCGGGCUCUCAGAUACUACUACAACAAGAGGAUUCUCCACAAGACUAAAGGCAAAAGGUUCACCUACAAGUUCAACUUCAACAAGCUGGUGAUGCCCAACUAUCCCUUCAUCAACAUCCGUCCUAACGGCGCAUCUGUGGUUGUCCUCGGGGGAGCCUCGGAGCGGUUUGGUUUCCUAUUUGCGCUCGCCUGCCGGGCUUGCCUCGAUGGGUGCCGCAGGGCCCUUGCCUCACAUGUUUGUAACCUAAGUUUAUGGUGCCAUAUAAAGGUGAGCCUCCCUGACAAGGAGCUUAGAGGCGUGCGGCCGGGCGGCCCUGUCAGCACGAUCGCAAAGCCUGCAGCUCAGCAGCUCAGCAGCGCUUUGCCCUCCUCCCCUCUCCUGCAAAGCCCCCUGUUUGGUUGCAGCUCUGCUCCUUUCACAUCAAAAGGAGUUGCCGUCGUUUUAAUGAACGUUUCUGGGGUUCAGAGAAACCCAAGAGCGAGCUCAGAGCGUUUCUCGAGUUUCCAGAGCAGCGUAGUAACUCGUCUGAGUUUGACUAAAAUCACAGGUAUUUCUUGAUCCUCCCUGCGGCAGAACGGCGUGCCGACAUUCAGGAGAACGAGAAGGAGUUUGGGAACGGAGCGUAAUUGUUCCCUGCUUGUCCUAAACGGCCUUUGAGUCUCUUGCCAGGAGCAGUAGCAGAAGUUCACGCUGGGUUUGUCCUGGAGUCAGCAUUACUGCUGUGGUUUCUCUGGAAGAGGGUCCUUUGUUCGCAGGAUCCUUUUUGGUGGAGUUAAAUCCCCCCCGUAGCUAGAUUCCUGCAGCUGGGGUGAUUGUCUGCGUAGCUGCACUGCCACCGCGCAGCCAGGGAAAUGAAUGGCGAUGGUGUCCAUCAAAAAACCCCCUUCUGGAAGUCAUUACAGCGAGGCCCUAGACUCCAAACUCUCCGCAGCAAAGGAAGCGUGACUGCGGAGGCGCCUGAGCCAGCCUUUCUCGCAGCGCCGUGCGCUCAGUUCUCACCUCCAGAAGAGCGCCUCAGGGGAAGCCUUGAAGAUCUGUCUCGCGGAGGGAGAGAGAGAAGGGAGAGAGCAGGGGAAAGUGGGGAUUGGGUGUUGACUCUGAAACCCCAGCGGCUGAGAAAAACAGGUUACGUGUGGGCAAAGCGAUUUCUCAUCGGCGCUGGUGUGCUCUGUGCCUACGUACGGCGAGGAGCGCUCGUCGGUCUUGGCAGUUGGAGCAACCUGCGUCCCUCCCCGCCCCGGGGAGCCCCAGGCAGGCGGGAGCACGAGCGUGACAGCGAGGCAUUGUCCUCCGAGCGAGCAGGAACCCAGAACGCGAGGCUGGGAGAGGAGAAGUAUUCGGAAAGGCGUUCUGCCUCACCUGUGUGGGACACGUCGCCUUUACGGCAGCGGGGAGAGGGAAAUGUAUUCUCCAGGAGCCCUCAGCCAAAGCAUGGGGGUGUAAGAUGUAGUACGAAGCUGCGCUGCAAAUCUAUAAUUACUUGCAGCAACAAGUCUGGGCAGUUCCAGCUCAAUAUUGCUCACUGCUGUUCCUUUUCCCUGUUUGCAGCCACUCCCUCCUAUCUCUGGGGCAU